Nanorana parkeri is the source of this 2785-nucleotide messenger RNA. RefSeq names its product phosphatase and actin regulator 4 (gene PHACTR4). Bases 280 to 2196 code for a protein of 638 amino acids. Gene Ontology annotation, molecular function: actin binding. NCBI's taxonomy places the organism in Eukaryota, Metazoa, Chordata, Amphibia, Anura, Dicroglossidae. The transcript is spliced from 12 exons. The record is from RefSeq and is a predicted model, not a curated record. Gene Ontology annotation, biological process: actin cytoskeleton organization; neural crest cell migration.
UCUCUAUUUCGCUGGUGUUGUUUCUGCUGGAGGAAAAAGUGAUAAUUAUGUCCGGGAUCCUGUUAAUCCUGUUUGUUGGAGAGGAAGGGUGUGGAAAGAGUUAAGAGGGCGGUAGUGGUGUUAAAUUCACAGUGUAUGUAUGUCUCGGUUGCUUUGCGCCGUGUAAAGCCCCACUUGUCUCUAUAUAUGCCCCUGCCCUGGGGGGGGGGCAUUUAAUCAUCCUUUGUGCUACCUUAAAGGGGGACCCUUGAGUGUUGCGAGGGUGCUCAGUCAGUGUCAAUGGGGCAAGCAUUUUUCUCCCGGCCUGUGAUCCCAGCUCUACGGGCAGAGGAGGGGGAUCCUCCCACAAUGCCCCCAGCACCUCCAACUCCACCUACUAAAAGGAAGAGUAAAUUUGCAGGGAUAGGAAACCUCUUUAAGCCAUGGAAGUGGAGGAAGAGAAAGACCAGUGAUACAUUUCGUGAGACUUCAGAAGUUCUAGAAAGGAAGAUCUCUAUGAGAAAGCCCAAAGAAGAGCUAAUAAAAAGAGGAGUCCUAAUUGAACUACCAGAAGAAGAUACCCCUGUGACACCAGAAUCUCCUCCUCCUCCUCUGAGGAAUGGCCACAUGAGCCAAAGGACAGAUAUGCCACAAGAAAAAGACAGGAGUAUAAAGCGGAGCAGUCGGCAAGAUUCUGUGGGAUCUCGUCCCAGUUCACAGGUGGAAACUGCACAGGAACGCACGCGAGAGCCCCCUAACAAGCCUCUACUUCCUCCUAAAAGGCCGCUGUCCACCUCCGUCUCCACUGGCCAGGAUAAGAAUGAGGGGCAAAAAGCGGAGCAGAACCCCCCGGUAACACGAUUACCAAGCUCUGCCCCCAACCCUGCACCUAGGACCAUACACCCACCAACAGCACAUAAACAACCCCCAAUACCGCCUCCUAAGCCGCAGAACAGAAACAGCAACCCACUAAUGGCGGAGCUGUGCCAGGCACUGGCAGGAAACACACUAACACCAGCUGGCUCCCGUCCCUCUCCUCCUCUUCCCGCAAAACGAGGACCUCCCCAUACUACAGAUGUAAUCAGCAACAGAGAAAAGACAACUUCCAUUGUGAUCCCACCCCCACCACCUGCACAUGAAGCCCCUGCCCCAUCUCUGCCAUUACCAACACUUCCCCCACAAACUCCCGCUUUGCCUCCACCACCACCUGAAGAUCCUCUGCCAGUGGAAGUUCCUCUGCCUAGCAAAGAGGAGGAAAAAGAAGAACCUCUACUUACUGUGCCGGUGGUUCCUCUUCAUAUACGCAUUCAACAGGCUCUCAACAGUCCCCAGCCUUUGUCUGCCAUAGAUAAUGCCCAGAGGGCGCACUCUCUUCUUUUCCUCCCAAAUGAGGUGGGGACAGGUGAAGAGAGAACAAGAGUGAGAUCUCUGCCUGUCACCAUAGAGCUUCUCAAAGUGCCCGAUGAUGAUGAGGAGGAGGAGAUGAGCUUUGAGGAGGAAUAUUCAUCUCCAGAAGUCCCAGGUUCACAUGGGUCCAGGGUAUAUAUUGGGGAUGUGCCUUCUGUUACUAUAAUACCAAACCACAUACCUACAUCAGUCCAGGAAGAGGAGGAGGAGGAGGAUGAUGAGGAAGAUGGUGGUGUCAGUGAUAGUGAUUCAGAGGGUCCUAUACUGUACAAAGAGGAGGAGGAGGAUGAUGAUGAUGAAGAAGAACAAACAAGCUCCCUGGCCAAUAAGGUGAAAAGAAAGGAUACUCUGGCAAUGAAGCUUGGUGGAAGGAGCAGUUCAGAGGACACAAGUACCGAGUUACCUCAUCGGAGUCGGGAAGAGUGGAAUGAAAUCCGGCAUCAGAUUGGCUCACAGCUGAACCGAAGACUGAGUCAGAGACCCUCUGCGGAAGAACUGGAGCAGCGGAACAUUUUACAAAAAAAUGAAGCCGACCGAAUAGCAGAGAGACGUGAAAUAAAGAGGCGAUUGACACGCAAGCUCAGUCAAAGACCUACAGUGGCUGAGCUGCUGGAAAGAAAGAUCCUAAGGUUUCAUGAAUAUGUAGAGGUGACCGAUGCUCACGAUUAUGACAGAAGAGCUGAUAAACCCUGGACCAAGCUCACCCCUUCUGAUAAGGCAGCGAUCCGUAAAGAAUUGAACGACUUCAAGAGCACGGAAAUGGCUGUUCAUGCAGAGAGCAAACACUACACACGGUUCCAUCGGCCUUAAUCACUGUGCCUUAAGACAAGAGAACUUUUAGGGGCCAGAAGCACUUACUGCAUAUCCACAAAUUGUGCCAAUCACAUGCCUGCCCUUCCACUGAUGUACCUCAUUCCCGCACCUGAAGUGAUUUUGAAGAUCUCUGAGAGGGUUUCCAUGUCUUUCCCAUUUUGCAUAAUAACCUUUUUAAUUCCUCCAUAGGGUAGGCUUUAGGGAUGUAGUUAGAACACUGUACACCUCAAUUGGUGCUAAACUGCUAACCUUUUGUCAGCAUUAAUUUCAUCGAAGGCCGCCUUUUGGUGUCCUAGCUUACAGUGCCUUAAUGCAGCUGUUUGAGAAUCUAGGGCUGGCCCUAUCUUUUUAUAUUGUUUCUCGUGCUGUAUUUUUGAAUUAGGUGGGCCCAUACUAUACUCUUUCUAACCAUUGCCACCUGUAUUUAUGCAGGUCUUCCAUAGUUUCAAGGUAUCUCUCAGGGAUUGGCAGUAUGUCGUUUGUUUUUGAUUUUCAAUUGUUUUUAUUCUCGUUGAGUGACCAUUGUUCAAAAUAUGGCUGCUGAUCAUGGCAUCUAUCAUGGCAUAUACUUGCCUCAACUAAUUCA